UCAAAUUUACCUUCCGCGGAGAGCACUAAAAAAAUUCACUAGCUAAAGCAAAGAGCGGCAUUGGUUCAUCUGUUGCUUCCACGCCUGUAAAACCCACACAAGCGGAUGAGGUUCUGGCUGUAGGCUAGAAGCGCGUCAGGCCAGAAACGACAUGACACACAAUAAGUGUUCUACAGAUAAAACGACCUGCAGAGAGCAAAUAGUAAAACUUACCUAAAAAUAUUAUCGGUGUUUGCCAUGGAAUUUUCAAACAGGCCAUGUCCAAAAAACGUUAAAAAAAUGAAGAAUGAACAUUGUUAGAGAAACAGUCGAUGUCAUGACUGCCGUAAGUCAUGUUUGAGCGUCACCUGAAAUCUUUUUGAUGUGAGUAACUAUCGGCCGUUGCAUGAACGCAAUGUUGUUAAUACUGUGUUUAUCAUGUCUUUUGUCCGGGUCACUGUCGGUUACACCAGCAGUGCCACUUGUGUCUUUAUCAUAUUCAUCCGGAGCUGCCCAAAAGCUCCUCAACGAACUUCGAGAGCAGGUUCUCCAUUACGGACCCUGUUGGCAGGAUGCCGUGGAAAAGCUUGAGACGUCAUGCGUUUCUCUUACAGAGGACAGUCAGCACCGGCUAGCUCUCGCAUUUACCUCAUGUUUCGUACAGAAAAUGGGUCAUCCCGGUUAUAGUUGCGCGGCUGAUGAACAUGUAGACAAGUGCACUGACUUUAAGGCUCUUUCUCGCAGCCCGCAUUUGGGGUCAUAUUCGACGUUUUUCACGCAUGCUCAAGUGAUUUGCUCGUUUUUGCAACAACAGCGCUGGCAAGGUACCACGCUUCGAGUUAUUAACGCGCUGUCCGAAUCCUCAGUUGAACUCUCUAAUCGCUUGACAUCACUGAACGAUGUAAUGGCGUUAACACGGGCCGAUCAGGAUCGUCUUCAGGAGUACACUCGGAAAGCGCUACAAGAAAAUCAAAAGCUGACGGACAAGAUAUCAUCGCAAGGUUCAUCGUUAUCGAUAAUGCUUGACCAAAUCCAUUACGUGAACACGAUAAUUGCAGGUCAUGCAUCUACUUUGUCAUCGUUUGCCUUUUUUGUAGGCGCCGUACUCAUCUCGUUUUUGCUUACCACUCCGCCACAAACCCGACAUGUUCGACUAUGGUUACUUCUCUUGUUCACUGCCAACCUUUUGAUUGAGCUGGCGAUAUUGCAGUGGGCUCUUGAAAUCGCUGGCCUAAGUCACGAGUAUUUUAGGGCUUCUAACCCAAUUAGCUUUAGGUUAUCCUUGUGCCGGCGCGUAUUCUGUUGUUUAAGCUUUGUCGUUUACAUGUACAAAGCUAUCACGUAUCGUUCACCUGAGGAACGAUCACAUGGCUUGCUAUUAGAGGUAUCUUCAACAGUGAAUAGCCUUGAUCUAAGAUUGCAGAAAAUCGAAACGGCACUCACGUCAGCAGCUGCUCGAGUAUAUAAAACUUAUGACAAUAUAGAUGGCUUUCGCACAUCGCCUAUGAGAUUUCGCGAAACUACGCCGCUUGGAGCACCGCCUCGAACUAAUAUACGAAAUCAUCUGUUUGAGCAAAAACAACAGAACUGGAUGACACUAAACAAACGUGAUAGUCGCCAGCCAGCCGCUACAGCUCAGCACGACGAUAAUAGUUGUAUCCCAGAGAAAGCGGAUCACAGCAAAAAAGUAUGCUUGGAAGAGGCUCGAGAAGCGUCAAUCCCAAAAAAGCAGUCAUUAAAAAAUUCCCAUGAGGUACACAGGCCGUUACGGAGGAGUUCGAGAAUAAAAUCUCCUCCUUAAUCUUCGACCACCCAAAUCCGCUUGAAAAAAUGGAAGCUAUCUUGCUUGUCGUGUUUCUCUUUGAGUACGCUCGAAAUGUACUUUAUUCUACAUGUACUUUAUUUAGAAAUGUCCAUUACAUGAACCCGGUGCGAAUUAACACAGUAUUUGAAAAUGAUUCUUUAGUGAAGCGAAAGUUUUCUACACUUGUCUGAUAAGGGUCUAUUUAACAGCACACAUGUCCUUAUUGAGUCAGAAUUCAAUUUCCUAACGGUAACGACUAAAAUGGACGAUUCACAAUAUAAUACUGUCAUUGUAUACCUUAACUCUACCAUGUACCUUUUGGUCAGAGAUUACCGGAAUGAAUGUCUUAGUGCAUAGCACGUAUACUAAUACACCUUUUGUUGAUUAAAGCUGGCUGUGUGAUGUAUAUCUUUGAAUUUCACUGAAUUAUCCCUCGUCAUCACAGCUAUUCGUUCAGACUGCUAAUAGCAUUUCUUGGAAGUUAGAACGUACUGUACAUUAAAAGUUCGACUUUGCACAAAAUGACAACGAGUAUAUAUAAUGACAAUAACUAUAGUUGCUCUUUUUUUCACAUUCUGACACAGGCUGUAUACACAACAAAGAUUGAGCAUUAAAAAAGGUCACAUGAUUCUGAGCUGUGAAUAAAGGCCAGUUUACUCAACCUAGA
Varroa destructor (honeybee mite) is the source of this 2450-nucleotide messenger RNA. RefSeq lists its product as uncharacterized. Lineage: Eukaryota; Metazoa; Arthropoda; Arachnida; Mesostigmata; Varroidae. The record is from RefSeq and is a predicted model, not a curated record.